Chelonia mydas (Green sea turtle) is the source of this 5165-nucleotide messenger RNA. RefSeq names its product potassium voltage-gated channel subfamily A member 1 (gene KCNA1). Gene Ontology annotation, molecular function: delayed rectifier potassium channel activity; protein binding. Lineage: Eukaryota; Metazoa; Chordata; Testudines; Cheloniidae. The coding region runs from base 1025 to 2506 and encodes 493 amino acids. Gene Ontology annotation, biological process: protein homooligomerization; potassium ion transmembrane transport. Gene Ontology annotation, cellular component: voltage-gated potassium channel complex; membrane; paranode region of axon. The transcript has 2 exons. The record is from RefSeq and is a predicted model, not a curated record.
CUGCUCUAGCCGGGGACGCAGCUGCAGGGCUGCGGCUCUGCCCAUCCCCUGCCGCCGCCCGGCUCUGCUGAGGGCACAGGCAGAAGGGGAGAGCGGGAGGCGCGCGCCGCGUCCUGGCUCUUGGUUGGACGCGAUCCUUUCGGGUGGGUGUCCCUGCCCCCCCCCCGCCCCAUCGCCACCCGACUGGUCCCCAGCGCCGCCGAAGCUAGCCGAUGACUAUUUCAGCCUCUCGCAGGCAGCCCUGUGAAGCGAUCUCGGCAGGGGCACAGGCGGAGGAGGAGGCGGAGGGCGAGUUGGCUGCGGCGCUUUCUGGAUGCGGCCGCUGCGGCUGCGACUUGACGCAUUCCGGCAGGGUCUCCCGCUCCGCGUCCCUCCAGCUGACCCGGGGGGCAGCUUCCAGCGACUGCCCCGAAGCCAGCUUUACCCCCCCAACCCAAGAGGCGGGAGGCCAGUGGAAAUUGCUGUGUUGGCAUUGCAAGCAAUCGCAUCCCAGCCCCCCUUUUUAUUUAUUUAUUUUGGUGGUAACUCCGUGGCAGCGGCAGCAGUGAUGGUCGAGCCAGCGAGAAAAGCAGCAGGAUCCUGUUAAAGGCAAAAGGAACUGGCUGGGAGGGGGAGCCCAGCCUGGGGUUUGUGUGUGAUUGACACCCCACAAACCCUUCCUCCUUGGGACAUACACAGGGGACCUCUCAUGCCUCCCUCCGCUCUCCUCUUUCCCCUCUGAGGUUCUCCACCCCUUAUCCCUCCCUUUCGUGAUUCUCUCCAUCCCAGGCCCCUUUCCCCUCAUCUGUUUCUCCUUCACCUUUCUGGGGUUUUCCAUCCCUGAUCCUCAUCCUCUUUCCCCCCACCUAAAGCUCUCCAUUCUGGAUCCACCACCCCUCCUUACCCCCUCUAAGGCUUUGCAUCCCAGAUCCGCCAUCCUUCUCCUCUGAGGCUCUCCCCUCUUGGUGCUCUCCAUUUCAGACCCCUCUCCCCCACCCAAGGUGUCCGUCUAUAUCCCUGAGACUCCACACCCCCCUGUGCCACCAUGACCGUGAUGGCUGGAGAGAACAUGGAUGAGACCUCUGUCCUGCCAGGUCACCCCCAGGAUAGCUACCAGCCAGAUGCCCAUGAUGACCACGAGUGCUGCGAGCGGGUGGUGAUCAACAUCGCCGGGCUGCGCUUUGAGACCCAGCUGAAGACCCUAGCCCAGUUCCCCAACACUCUGCUGGGCAACCCCAAAAAGCGCAUGCGGUAUUUUGAUCCAUUGCGCAACGAGUACUUCUUUGACCGGAACCGGCCCAGCUUCGAUGCCAUCCUCUAUUAUUAUCAGUCUGGAGGCCGGCUCCGCAGGCCAGUCAAUGUGCCUCUGGACAUGUUCUCUGAGGAGAUCAAGUUCUAUGAGCUAGGUGAGGAGGCCAUGGAGAAAUUCCGGGAGGAUGAAGGGUACAUCAAGGAGGAGGAGAGGCCCUUGCCUGAGAAGGAGUACCAGCGCCAGGUUUGGCUCCUGUUUGAGUACCCAGAGAGCUCCGGGCCAGCCAGGGUCAUUGCAAUAAUCUCAGUCAUGGUGAUCCUCAUCUCCAUAGUCAUCUUCUGCCUAGAAACUUUGCCGGAUCUGAAGGAGGACAAGGACUUUACAGGGACUCUGCACCACAUUGACAAUUCCACUGUGAUCCACAAGUCCAACAUUUUCACUGACCCCUUCUUCAUCGUGGAGACCCUUUGCAUCAUCUGGUUCUCCUUUGAGCUGGUGGUGCGCUUCUUUGCCUGUCCCAGCAAGCCCGAGUUCUUCAAGAAUAUCAUGAACUUCAUUGACAUAGUGGCCAUCAUCCCCUACUUCAUCACCCUAGGAACUGAGAUGGCUGAGCAGGAGGGUACCCAAAAGGGGGAGCAGGCCACCUCUCUGGCUAUCCUGAGAGUCAUCAGACUGGUAAGAGUCUUUAGAAUCUUCAAACUCUCCAGACAUUCUAAGGGCCUCCAGAUUUUGGGACAAACUCUCAAAGCAAGCAUGAGAGAGUUAGGUUUACUAAUCUUCUUCCUCUUCAUUGGGGUGAUCUUGUUCUCCAGCGCGGUGUAUUUUGCUGAAGCUGAAGAACCUGAGUCUCAUUUCACAAGUAUCCCUGAUGCUUUCUGGUGGGCUGUGGUAAGCAUGACCACGGUGGGAUAUGGUGACAUGUACCCUGUGACAAUUGGAGGCAAAAUCGUAGGCUCCUUGUGUGCCAUCGCUGGUGUGCUGACAAUUGCCCUGCCUGUACCUGUCAUUGUGUCCAACUUCAACUACUUCUACCACCGAGAAACAGAAGGGGAAGAACAGGCUCAGUUACUCCAUGUUAGCUCCCCCAAUUUAGCAUCUCACAGCGAUCUGAGUCGCCGUAGCUCCUCCACAAUCAGCAAAUCUGAGUACAUGGAAAUCGAAGAGGAUAUGAAUAAUAGCAUAGACAAUUUUAGAGAGGCUAAUCUCAGAACUGGCAACUGCACCAUAGCCAAUCAAAACUGUGUUAAUAAAAACAAACUGCUGACUGAUGUGUAAAAAAAACAAAACAAAAAACACUCUCAGCUUGAAGACUUUAAGUGACUCGGUCACACUUUGUAGAUGCUUUACUAGUAGUCUUUGAAUGCUUUAUUUAUAUCGUAAAUGCAUUGUUGCAUUGCGAAUUUUUGCUCAGCGAUCAAGAAGUUUUCAGGAUCCAUGAAAGAUAACGUUUUUGGUUAUUUUUAAAGGGUAUUUUCCAACUGGUAAAUGAUAACUAUUGAACUAGUCUAGUGAUAAAUAACAAUCAUAUGCUUCUAAAUCUAAACUUCUUUUUUUCAUCCUAGUUGCUUGUUUAACUUAAUUUUAAACAAAACACAACAGACAAUUUUAGAGAUAUAAAAAUAUGCAUGGAUUCCAGUACAAUAUUCUGCAGAACUGCACAAUGCAUCCAAGAAAGUGCAUCAGAUAAAAAACUUCAGCAAAAUAUAUGCAGCAAGCAUUUGCUGCUGUUUUGAUCAACUGAAGUGUGAAUUUCCCCUCUUUUGUGAAAGAUGAUGUAGUUCCAAUCUACAGAUUCAUGCAGCACCUUAUUAAAAAUACACGUAAGCCUGGUCUUGUUGCUGUAUACACCCUUAACAUAGAAGAACUAUUGUAUAAGAAAAAAAAAAAGACAAAACAUCUGCAAUGCUGCUAAGUUUUCUUAAGAGCAGAUGGUUUAAACACACUUUUUCCCCCUCUCCAGGACUGGAAGCAAAACUUUUAGCCCCUUUGUUGCAAGAUAGCACAAUGGAGUUUAAUAUAAGCAUGUCUGAAUUUGAUACUAUUUACUUUAUAAUCGCAUGCCUGAAACGUUACCUCAGACAACAGGGGAUAAGCUUUUGUUUGAAAUGAAUCUUCUAAAAAUAGGUUCUUUAUCUUUUCUUUUUUCUUUUCUUUUUGAUUUGCAUUCACCAAAAGUGCACUCCUUAAUUUAUUAAAUAUUUGAUUAGUAAUUUAAAGUACUGUAUUUAAGUAUGUAUGUUAGUCAAACGGGAACAAUAACUUUUGGAGAUCUAAGCAUGUUCAAAUAUUCAGCAUUAUGGCCUAAAUGACUAAGGUGUAGCUUGAAUUGAUUAAUGCAUGAAUUCAGUAAUAAUAAUAAUAAUUAAUAAUUAAUAAAGCACUUGUUGGAUUGAGGGCCAGAAAGAACUGAAUAGAGAGACCUGAUGAGUUUCCUGCAUUGCUCAGGGAAAUGUGUUGGCUUCUGUCCAGGCACUGUUGGAAAGGAACAUAUCCCAUCCCUUAAAGGGAAAACUAUAUGGAAAAUUAAGAAGUCAAGUUAUGUAUAGCAACACCUAAGAACUAGUAUCCUUUGUAGGUGAAAUGCCUUUUGGUGCAGUCUCAGAAUGUAAAUGAAACUUAUCUAUUGUAUACAUCCAAAUCACAGUAGCAGUUUUCUUUUGCAGUCAUUAUUUGAGGUCUAUAGACUUUUGUACUCCCUAAAACGCACUGAAGAGACUCAACAGAUUGAUUUAGAUAGUUGCUUAGUGCCUUUAUCCUUUAUCUACUGAAUCGCUGAAAGUGCCUCCAUGAAUAGAGCUGAUCAUAAGUAGUGAAGGAAGGGGCAAGUCACCAACAAACAAUCAGGAAUGUACUGUGCUAUCUCCAGGGACAACACAGAGAGAGAGAGAGAGAGAGAGAGAAGAGGAGAGCAAAGACCACCAGCACCCUAGGACACCUUUCUUCCCCUGGCAAUGUGAUGCUGUGGGGCUCAGCAUUUGCCUCUGCCAAAUAAGUCACAAUCAUGUUUAUGCAAGACUCAAAGUUUUCCCAGAUUGUUUAUAGAGACAGCGCUGCCCUCAUCGUUUUUGCCUUUCCUUCCCCUGAGAUGGCUCUUUGGCAACCUGCCCUGGAAGAGCUGAACACAGGAGGAACGAAGGACCAUCACUUACUGCAGCAUCGACAGGCAGGCAACCAGAUGGGAGGGCUGCACCUUUCUUUCCCCUUGGAUUCCCCAGGAGGUAGGUGAGAGAGGCUUCCCAUUUCGCAGCCAAGCACACAUCCCUGUCUCCCUCCCUCUUUCACUAAACUCCCUCAGAAAUCCCACAGAUUUUAAAUCCUAUUGCAGAUCAUUCCAGCAUCUCCCAUCCGUCCCCACUGUGACCUGAUGGACGGUAGCAGUGCUGGGAGAAGGAAUCUUCUGCAGUAUGCAAGCCUUGACCAGUAGGCCUUGGAAGAUGACAAACUUUCAAUCUUAACCAACAUAGGCACUAAUCCUUUUUUUUUUUUCUUUAAAGGACAAUGUUGAGAAUCUUCAUUCUGCACUUAGCAUGUGGCAAGCUGCUGUUGAGCCAUUUCCCAUUGUACAGGCCCCCUCUUACUCCCACCCCCAUCAUCUACAUAUCAAGGCACUUAUAAUGUAAAAAAAAAAAUUAACUCUGCAGUUAUGCACAAGUCUAACACGCCAGGUUUACAGAAAGACUUGACGUCUCACCGUGUGGCUUCUAUUAAUAUUAAUGAUCACUUUCCGAUCAAGGACAGAGGGAUCUCAAAGAACUGCAAAGCAUCGGAUAGAACAGGGCAUUAAACUCUCCAGAUAGAUGAGGUAAAGCUUCCUUCCCAACCCCCGCCUCACAACACACCCUUCCCACUAGAAUUAAAAUCUGGCGGUCACGAUCUUCCGUAGUCGAGGAUACAACUUCCCGUGGUUAGACUGACUUGCAUGCUGCAUUCAGUU